AAUUUCUAAUUUUCUCUAACAUCCACCACCAAAUAUAAUUCAAAUUACACAAAUCCUGUUUUUGUCAUCCCAAAUAACCCCCCGUUGCUGAACCUAAACCAUGGGGGCCUACAAAUACAUUCAAGAAUUGUAUCGUAAGAAACAAAGUGAUGUUCUUAGAUUUUUAUUAAGAGUACGCGUUUGGCAGUACCGCCAAUUGACGAAAUUGCACCGGGCCCCAAGACCUUCGCGUCCUGACAAGGCCCGCAGAUUGGGGUACAGGGCCAAACAAGGUUUUGUUAUUUUCCGUAUUCGUGUUCGUCGUGGGGGUCGCAAGCGUCCAGUCCCUAAAGGUGCCACUUACGGUAAACCUAAAAGCCAUGGAGUUAACCAACUUAAACCCGUACGCAACUUGCAAGCCAUCGCUGAGGAAAGGGUAGGAAGACGCUGUGGUGGUCUCCGCGUUUUGAACUCCUAUUGGGUGGCACAAGACUCUUCAUACAAAUACUAUGAAGUCAUUUUAGUUGACCCAUCUCAUAAGGCUAUUCGUCGUGAUCCUAAAGUAAACUGGAUAGUUAAUUCGGUUCACAAACAUCGUGAACUUCGCGGGAAAACAUCAGCUGGACGUUCCUCUAGAGGUAUUGGAAAAGGACACAGGUAUUCACAAACCAAGGGCGGUUCCAGGAGGGCUGCCUGGCUCAGGAGGAACUCUUUGCAAUUACGCAGAAAGCGUUAACUUAUGUAAAUUUAUACAUUUUGUUUUGAUAACAAUAACAAGUCUGAAGAAGGCAA
Messenger RNA from Tribolium madens (black flour beetle), 771 nucleotides. RefSeq names its product 60S ribosomal protein L15 (gene RpL15). The coding region runs from base 101 to 715 and encodes 204 amino acids. NCBI's taxonomy places the organism in Eukaryota, Metazoa, Arthropoda, Insecta, Coleoptera, Tenebrionidae. The record is from RefSeq and is a predicted model, not a curated record. Gene Ontology annotation, biological process: cytoplasmic translation. Gene Ontology annotation, molecular function: structural constituent of ribosome; RNA binding. The transcript has 5 exons. Gene Ontology annotation, cellular component: ribosome; cytosolic large ribosomal subunit.